Sorex fumeus (smoky shrew) is the source of this 1060-nucleotide messenger RNA. It is a transcript of the gene BCL2L12, whose product is annotated as BCL2 like 12. The transcript is spliced from 7 exons. Gene Ontology annotation, biological process: regulation of apoptotic process. Lineage: Eukaryota; Metazoa; Chordata; Mammalia; Eulipotyphla; Soricidae. Bases 120 to 896 code for a protein of 258 amino acids. The record is from RefSeq and is a predicted model, not a curated record.
GGGCGUCUGCCGUCCGGCCCAGUGCGCAGGCGCGCCAAACUUAAAACUCCGGAAAGUUCAUCCAAGUUUAGUGGAGGAGACGUCGGCGGUGGCGGCGAGGCCCGGGAUUAGGUGCCUCCAUGGCACGCUCGGAAGAGCUGGGGCUCCGAGAGGACACACUGAGAGUCCUGGCUGCCUUCCUUAGGCGGGGUGAGGCUGCAGGGAGCUCGGUGCCCACCCUAGCCAGGACCUCGACCCAGGAGCAGCCAACAGACUUCCUGAGCCGCCUUCGAAGAUGUCUUCUGUGUCCCCUGAGCCGAGGGCCAGUACCCCCUGAGUCCCCUCGGCCUAGCUCCCUGCCCCUCCGGCCCUGCUAUGGUUCAGAGGAGCCGAGCCCAGAUACGCCGGAUUUCUAUGCUCUGGUGGCACAGCGGCUCGAACAACUGGUCCAAGAACAACUAAAAUCCCCACCAAGCCCAGAAUUGCAAGGUCCCCCACCUACAGAGAAGGAAGCGCUGCUUCGGAGGCUGGUGGCUCUGCUGGAGGAAGAGGCUGAAGUUAUCAACCAAAAGCUGGCCUCGGACCCAGCCCUGCGCCGCAAGCUGGCCCGCCUCUCCGCCGGCUCCUUUGCCCGCCUGGUGGAACUGUUCUCCAGCCGGGAGGGCAGCCCUCGCCCCAGCCAUGCGCGUCGUCCUUCCAUGCCACAGUGCCCGGCGCCACCACCGCCUUCCCCGGAGCCUUUGGCCCGCCUGGCGCUGGCCAUGGAGCUGAGCCGGCGCGUGGCCUGGCUGGGGGGCACCCUUGCGGGGCUCAGCGUGGAGCACGUGCACAGCUUCACCCCCUGGAUCCAGGCGCACGGGGGCUGGGAGGGGAUCCUGGCCGUCUCCCCUGUGGACUUGAACCUACCCCUGGACUGAGCUUCCGCAGUAGCUGCAGCAAAGUUGGACCUCAUGUUCCUGCCUCAGGUGCUCUGUUGGGACUCUGGGGUCCUCUCAGGGCUGGGGAGCAGCACCACCCUCCCCGUUUUAGCCAAAAAGCAACAAUCGCUGGGGGCGGGGGGUUCUUAUUAAACACUUUUAUA